Messenger RNA from Solanum tuberosum (potato), 1133 nucleotides. RefSeq names its product LOB domain-containing protein 40-like. The record is from RefSeq and is a predicted model, not a curated record. Bases 36 to 797 code for a protein of 253 amino acids. Gene Ontology annotation, biological process: regulation of gene expression. NCBI's taxonomy places the organism in Eukaryota, Viridiplantae, Streptophyta, Magnoliopsida, Solanales, Solanaceae. The transcript has 2 exons.
AUUGCUCAUAAUUUUUCUUUUCUCUCUAAAAAAGCAUGAGAAUGAGCUGCAAUGGUUGUCGAGUUCUUCGAAAAGGUUGCAGUGAAAAUUGCAGUUUAAGACCCUCUCUUCAAUGGAUCAAAUCACCUGAUUCACAAGCCAACGCUACUGUCUUCCUUGCAAAAUUUUACGGCCGUGCCGGACUCAUCAAUCUCAUUAAUGCUGGUCCCGAUCAUCUCCGUCCCGCAAUAUUUAGGUCUCUAUUGUACGAAGCUUGUGGCCGGAUAAUUAACCCGGUAAACGGUUCAGUCGGGUUAAUGUGUUCCGGCAAUUGGCAGCGUUGUCAAGACGCUGUCGAAUCGGUACUCAAAGGCUCAACAAUCAUGCAAGUACCAAUCAAUAACGAUGAUGAUGAUAAUAAUAAUAAUAAUACUGAUCAAAUUGUACCGUUAAAAGGUUGUGACAUACGACAUGUUUCAAAGAAUAACUCAGAUAACCAACAAGUCAUCAAAACUAGGAAUGGGCGGCUCAAGCGUAAGGGUACUUUUGAUUCUGUUGCUUCAGCUUCCGCGGAAGCUGAAGCAGCAGAGGAGUACUUGUUGAAGAAUCAACCCCCGUUGAAGUUCAGUAUAACGGGGUGGGAUCAAUUUGAAGAGAUAGAUGAUGAGUUGAUCAAACGCGCCGCGAGUCAUGACUCAUUUUCGGUUGAAACGGUUGAACCGACCCUGUUGGUGAACCGGGUUGACCCGGUGAAAUUGGAGGAAGAUGGUGAUCAUGUAGGAUUAGAGCUUACUCUUGGGUUGAUGAGUCCAACAUAAUAGUAACAGGCUGAUGACUCCCAAGAGCUCUUAUUGACGGAGUCGUUUGAUACCUUGACGUCGACUCAUCACAUCCUGAUGUUGAAAAACAACAUUUUGGGUUUUUUUAGUAAAGGGAAAACUAGUUUCCUUUUUUUAAUGGUAAUCUUUUUUGUUUGUUUUUGUUUUCUCUAGACUUUUUGUUUUUUGGGUUUUUUAUUUUGGAGGCAUAUAUACAAAUAGAUAAGAGAUAAGAAGUGUAAUUAUGUAGAGAUGUUGGUGAUCGAUCAAUGUACGAAAUGAAAUUGUCACAAUUAGUGACUAAGUGAUCAUUAAUAAUAAUAUAGUACUAUCUAA